GAGAGAAAUGUCCUGAAACCUUAAUUCUCGCGCAAAUGCUAACUGGAGCUUAUCGUCUCGAGAUGCUCUCUUAAUCAGUGCAUCUAUUCCACUACUCUGCUCGUUGCCGCAAUCAGUGAAUCAGCAAAGGAGUUUUUGGUUAAGAAGAAUCUUCACCGGAAUACUAGGACUGGACAGGAAUUGCUCGUUUCCUCUCUUACAAUACACGCGAAGAUCGACUGGCAAGAAUGGCGUCACCUGGAUUGCAUCCUGGCAAGCCCAACUCAAUCAACCAGGCGCUCAGCACCGCGUACUGGAAUGAUAUGAGACUACUGGCCUAUGUUUCCGGCAACAACCUAGUCAUUCUAUCUCAGCCCGGAGUGCUGCGGCAGACGAUAUAUCUUGAUCGCGAUGGUGGUCCUUUGGAGAUUGAAGAAACCACGGGAUGUAUCGCGGUUGCUUCGGGACCCAAGGUACUGAUAUAUAAGCCGUCCAACGAACGAGGUGAUCUGCUUCGGUGGGCGUUAGUAUGGACAAUACAUCUAGACCUACACGACGGGAUUCCCACUGGCGUCAGCUGGGGAACUGAGGAGGAGUUAUUUAUCUCUGGAAAAUCAAUCUCGUUAUGGCGCUUUUUCAACGACGGACCGCAUCGACUAUGGACAAAGGAGCUGGCUAUUCCGGCAAUGUUGUCCGCUUUCUCUUUUGACGCAUUUUUGGCAGCUACGGUCGGCAAGAACGAUAAGCUUGUCAAAGUCUGGCGAAGAUUCUCUUACGACCUAUCGAAUGUGGACUUUGAUUUCUCUUACCUGGCGCAUCCACGAGCAGUCACUAGCCUGAGAUGGCGCAAGCCUUUUAGCAAGUCACAGUCGAUGGAAAAUAUACUGUACACUAUAUGCGCCGAUGGAAUUUUACGCAUAUGGGCGCCGACAGACAGCAUCGAGUCAUCAUAUAUGCAAAUGUGGGCAUCGCUAGACCUCUACGAUGUGCUUCCUCGAGUCAGACCAGACGAAUUGCGGUACAGCUUCAUCAUUGACAACAAAGACUUCACUCGAGCAACGGAAUCGGCUGUCCGGAACGCUAAAGACGAUGCGGUCUCCAAAGCCAGACUGCAAAGUCUGGUUGAUGUGGCAAGCAAGAACCCAGACGUGUGUGUUGUUAUGGAUCAAGAUGGGAGAAUGGCGAUCUUGGGGAUUGAGAAUAUCGGGUCACGCAUCAGAAGGGCCUUCAGCAUAUUCGAUGUUGUGUUCGAUUCUAGUCCGAUCAAAGAUUUUCCCAGAAACGCCGGAUAUCUAUCAUUCUGUGGAUUCGGCGCUAGUACAGCUGCAGAGCCUGAUUAUGUCUUGUUGAUCCACGACUUCAAUGGAAGCAUUCAGCAGUAUGAGGCCAGUUUCGCAGAUCUACUGGAUCCCGAGUCUGCUAGCCACCGUCUUGUUCUCAAAAACUCUUGGACUGGUCAUUACAAGUCAGUUCAGAGUCUCACGCGUACUGCGGACGGUAAGGCAAUGCUGUCCUCGAGCAAUCAUGCCGAAAACAUUAUUUGGAAGCCGAAGCCGAUGUUUGGAACGAUCAAACUACAAGAGUCGAGUAUUAUCAUGGCACCUGACAAAGUCCAGCGGGCUGCUAUACUUCUUGAAGGAAAAUAUGUUGUGACGGUUCAGAGUCAGACUCUUACUCUCUGGGACUGCCAACAGAGAAAAGCAGUCAGGAUAGCCAGCUUACCUUUGGAAAGCUUGGGCAAGAAAACAAUUCUGAAUUUCUUGCUGCUGCCGGAGAGUAGCUCUGUUGACCGGGUGUUCCAUGUGGUUGCUGUGUUCAGCGAUCAGUCUGGCGUUGUCUGGGAGGUCCGAGUCCCAUCUGAAUCCAACGGGGAGGUCAAUGGCAACGGUAGUGUUGGAUCAAAUGGCAUGUUGAGCGUUUCCAACGGAUACGGCUCACUGCGUGGGAAUGGUUAUCAUAGCAAACCAAACUCAGGCCUGUUGAAAAUGCUUGGGUCUUUCAAAUUUCCUGUGCCUGAGGGAGAUAAGCUCUCUUUGGUUAUAUCCGUUGAUCCUGUGGGGUGGAACUCCACUCUUUCUGGAUCCAUUGACACCUACGCCCGCGACGUUGUCACAAGCAUAUCUUCUGAUGGUGUGGUGAGAUCCUGGACUGCGAAGCUUCAAAGUCAAGGCGAACCUCUGCAGUGGCUGCAGACAGCUAGCGUUGAUACCGGCAUCAAGAAACUGGACCUGGCCAAAGGGAGCAGCAUGAAGAAGAUUGCUUUGGUGGACAGUUCGUCUACAAGGCUUACAAUCUGGGACAUUGGCGAGGAGCACUUGGAGUUUGAAGAGAAGUUUGCCGAGCACGAUAGCAUAUGCGAUCUGGACUGGACAUGCACGCCAGAUUCUCAAAGUAUCUUGGCCGUGGGAUUCAAGAAUCGCGUUCUUCUAUAUUGCCAGCUGCGUUUCGAUUACACAAAAGAGCUGCCGGCCUGGGAAUCUUUCCGGGAAAUCAACAUUCGCCAGUACACUCCACGUGACAUUGGUGACUCGCUCUGGCUUGACGAUGGCACGCUGGUUAUUGGAUCUGGCAAUCAACUGUUCACACAUGACAAGAAGGUCGAUACACAUAAUGCCAUCAAAGCUCUGCACCUCAGCUCGCAUAAGCUGCCGCUCCGCAAUAUUUUCGAUAUUGUAUCGGUUCUCAACGGCCCUCUACCAAUCUAUCAUCCUCAGUUUAUCGCCCAGUCGGUCUUUCUAGGAAAGGCGGAGCAAGUGCGCAAGGUUUUUGUCACUUUGUUGAAUGCGCUGAAGUUCAGUGUUCCUUCGGAUUCAAACAUCGCCGAUAUUGAAAGCAACUUGGGAAUGGAUUUAGACGAGUUUUAUAAGCCCGCUGAGGAGGAGGCUCCUACUGGUUCUGGCACAAUGUCUCGCGCUGAGAAGUACUCCAAGCUGUUUUCCAAUGGCAACUUCGAUGAAGUGGACUACUCAACAUUCAGUGAGAAGGUUGCUGAAAAUCUCAGUGAUUAUUUGAAGCGGCUAUCUCUUCCAUAUCUCACUAGUCACCAACAGAUCAGUUUGACAGCAAUGGUGGAAGCGAUGGGCCAAGUGGAAGAGCACAGAAGAUCUUUGGAUGAAAAUGGGAUCCGAUACUUUUUGGCCUUCAGGCUCUUUGUCUUGCACCGUGAUUCUAUGCUGCAGAUGCCUUAUCGAGACCACACUUGGGCAUUUCACUCAGAGUCUCAGGAAAUUUUGGUGGAUUUGGUUUCUCGUUCUUUUAAUGGAAGAAUGACCUGGCAGCAAGCAAAAGAGACCGGUAUAUUCAUGUGGCUGAAAAGCCAAGAUGCACUUCAACAGCAGUUCGAGAAUAUGGCCCGUAUUAUCUAUACAGACUCGGAGCCUAGAAAUCCGGUUAGCUGCACUCUUUACUAUCUGGCGCUUCGGAAGAAACAGGUACUGCUGGGAUUAUGGAGAAUUGCUCAUGGACAUAAUGAGCAGCGAACAAUGAUGAAGUUCUUGGCAAACAACUUCUCAGAACAACGAUGGAAAACUGCAGCGCUCAAGAAUGCAUAUGUGCUACUAAGUAAGCAGCGCUACGAGUAUGCUGCUGGCUUUUUCCUGUUAGGAGAUAGUCUUCGAGAUGCUGUGAGUGUCUGUGUGAGAAAUCUUGAAGAUAUACAACUAGCUAUUGCCCUUGCUAGAAUCUAUGAAGGUGGAGAGGAUGGCCCUGUGUUUCAGGAUCUUCUCAAAAAGGAAGUUUUGCCAUUGGCCUACAAAACAGGAGACCGGUGGUUAGCCAGUUGGGCAUUUUGGAAUCUCAAGCGGAAAGAUCUCUCCCUCAAAUGCAUUAUAACAUCAUUUAAGGAUGAAAUCAGACCUGAGGAUCUGGGGUCAUCAGAUGCCCUUGAGAUGAAAUCGUUUUUGGUCGAGGAUCCAGUCCUGGUUGUUCUGUAUCAGCAGAUUCGCAAAGUACUCGAAAAAGGACAGCAAAAUGCGAUCACUAUCACUCCACAAAUGGAGACACAGUUCGUACUCCACAUUGCAAAGCUGUAUGAUCGAAUGGGUUGUGACUUGUUGGCCUUGUAUCUUACAGCAACUUGGAAGUUUAUAGAUGUCAAGGAGAAGAAGCCUGAAGCUCCGAAAUCAUUAUUGGAUAUGUGGGGUUGAAGCAUUGUUGUAUGACAAUAAAGAGAAUAAAAGAGGUGCAUUCUAAAGCUUGUUGUAUGAAAUUCAGUAGCCAUGUAGUUCCGACUUCCAAGAACAAGACACUCACAAUUAUUGCAGAAAGUAGAACAUAAAUGCUGUCUGGGCUGCAAGUAUGAUGAUGAUGAUGAUGAUGAUGAUGAUAUAUUUAUGUUU
Molecule: messenger RNA, 4316 nt
Organism: Myxozyma melibiosi
Lineage: Eukaryota; Fungi; Ascomycota; Lipomycetes; Lipomycetales; Lipomycetaceae
Product: RAVE protein 1 C terminal-domain-containing protein
Exons: 9
Coding region: 228-4124 (1298 amino acids)
Biological process (GO): vacuolar acidification
Cellular component (GO): RAVE complex
Molecular function (GO): protein binding
Source: RefSeq, a predicted model, not a curated record